Neohortaea acidophila is the source of this 2190-nucleotide messenger RNA. RefSeq lists its product as uncharacterized. The transcript has 3 exons. Gene Ontology annotation, biological process: lipid metabolic process. Lineage: Eukaryota; Fungi; Ascomycota; Dothideomycetes; Mycosphaerellales; Teratosphaeriaceae. The coding region runs from base 143 to 2131 and encodes 662 amino acids. The record is from RefSeq and is a predicted model, not a curated record.
CCUGUCGCCAGUUGCGUCCAUUCUCACGACGAUGUUAACGUGGGAGGUACCGCAGAAACGUCUCAUUCCCGUUCUGCUGUCGCCUUCGGAGCCGAGAGUUGACGUCGCUGCAAGCAGUUUCUUGGACAAAGCUUGACGAUGCAUGGCGCGCACCGACGCGUUGAACAUUGCACACAGCAGCCGUGUCGGACAGGGAAAAUUGACUCGAUCGAUAACGCGUGUUGCACCGCGUUGGAAGUCAGACGUUCAAGAGACGUCGUCGACGCUGGCGUUGGACCGUGCCGUCAUGGACAUCCCGACCUCACCUCACCUGUCGACUUUUCGUCUUUCUCUACCCACGAUGAUCCGCUUCUUUGUAACGAUUGUUCCAUGCCUUGCCGUCACAACUCACAUUUCGACGGUUGUCCUUCUCGCUGUUCGCCGAAAUCAACUCUGCGACUCUGCUCCAGUAGCGUCACCACCAAAAUGGCCAUCUCAUCAGAUUCCACCGAGGGCUAUCCGAGCGAUCGGUCUGAUCUCAGCAAUUCUAACGCUCGCCAUUCCAUAUUUGUUCUUCCAAAAUGACCCCAUAAUCCAACCAGCCUUGCGUUGUGUGGCCUUUUUCUACGCCUGCAAAAUUCUCGACCUUGCACUCGCAAGAGCCACUCAGCCUCCGACGCUUUUGAUGCACCAAGAUGAAUCCACCAACCAAAAGGGAACCCAACUAAACCCGCCUGAUACCAGUCCAUGGGAAUAUACCUACUACCUCCUGACCGAAAUGCGCUACCAGUCCUUCUCAACUCACACCACCCAACUUCUCCGCCCGGACACCAACAAACAAUCCACUCACAGCCCCGUCUGGACCAUUUUCCCGCCGACCAUCCUUCCAACCCUCGUCUACCUGCAUCCGACACCAAUCCUUAAAGCUCUCCUAGCCCUCCUCGUAAUUCAAUACGCCCUGGAAACCUUGCACACCUUCCUCCACCGGGACCGCAAAACCUGCACCCAACCUCUUUUCCACACUCCUUUCGCAGCCCCCUCCUUCGGCGCCUUCUGGUCCACCCACUGGCACGCAGCCGCGAACCCCUUCCUACAAAGCCUCGCCUACCAGCCAGUCCGCACGCUCUCCGGACAAAAAGCACCGGCGGUGUUGGCCACGUUCGCUCUGACCGGGAUCUGGCAUGCGUGGGCCGCGAUGCCGGCUGUGGAGAGGGAGAUGCAGGCGGUGUUCGGGUGGCGGGUUUGGAUGAUUUUCAUGGGCAUCAAGCUACAUUCACAGCGCGAGAAUUUCAUCAAGUGCAGAGCAUGUGGAUCUUUCUUCAAGCGCGUCCCGCUCGAGCAGCACUACGUGUUGUACCACGGCUUCAAAGUCCCUGAUGGAAACCGAGACGUUGUCGCUUACGCAAUGAAGUACAUAUUCGUCGGGUCAACGCUGCCAAUGCACCUGGGCCUAAAAGGUACCGACCCGCCUACUCGCAUCGUGGUGGUCUUCCGGAUCAGCAGCGCAAACCAGAGUCCGAAGAUCACCGAGCUACAAACAGCUAUCGGACUCCAGGCGAAGGCGGAGAAGUCUGUCGACCGGCUCCGGCAAUCCAUGGGCUGGAACGGUCCUAUCGAGACGCAUGGAAUCUUUCUAUAUGCGAUACCUUCCAACUUGCUCCCUGCUGUCAGCACAGAACGAGUCGAGACCGCCGCGAGGGAGCUGGGCCACAGCAUCACGGGCAGGAUGACGAGGGAUAUUGUCAACUACACGCGGAAGCUGGAGGAUUUGAUUAACAACGGCGGAGUGCGCCCUGCGAUCAUCAACAAUUGGGAUAACUGUGGAGCGAACUGGAGUCUUUUUGAGGAAUUCGCGCACCGUGUGGUCGACUUCACAAUGUACACACACUGCAGCAAUCGGCGCUCGUACGAAGUAGAGCGUACAGGACUCAAUUCCCAACAACUACUCCCUCGAUCGGACGUGGACGGGUAUUCGCUGUUGAUCGCCGAGACGAAUAGUUUGAAGACGCGACCGCUGCCGCCGAUCGAUGGCGUUAUCGACCGAGAAAUGAAGCGCUGGGAGUGGCAGCUCCAGCGCCAGAUGAUGAGCGACGUGGACGUGAGCGGCUGGAUCAAGGGUUCGUCGACACAUGGCGAAGAUCAGUAUACCUAGGCGUGUAUGCAGAGAGGCUGUCGCUGUUGAUUACUUAUCCACCACGAGACAUGCCAAUC